Solea solea (common sole) is the source of this 4230-nucleotide messenger RNA. It is a transcript of the gene lmcd1, whose product is annotated as LIM and cysteine-rich domains 1. Lineage: Eukaryota; Metazoa; Chordata; Actinopteri; Pleuronectiformes; Soleidae. The transcript has 8 exons. The record is from RefSeq and is a predicted model, not a curated record. The coding region runs from base 939 to 2099 and encodes 386 amino acids. Gene Ontology annotation, molecular function: zinc ion binding.
CUAGACUGAGAGGUCAUGUGGAGCUGAAAAACAUAAUCAGCAUUGUAUGAACUCAUUUGACAGGGGUUUGAAUGUAACAGUCAUUCGAUUAUAUUUAAAAGUUACACACCACUGAUAUAAAUCCAGACAAUGUUAUGAACACAAAGCCACACAAUAAAACUGGGUUGGUACUGUGGUCUUUAUUCUCCUGAGCCAUUGAAAGGCUGCAGAAUGAGAGGAGGAGGAGGAGGAGAAGAAAUAGGAGGAGGAAUCUGUGAUGUUUUUAUUGGCUGAGCGUUUUUUCAGACUCCUUUCUGACUGGCUGGCAAAGUGAGAGCUGAACAGGGAAUCCCUCAGGGCUCCUUCUGUCUUUGUCUCAGAUUAAAAACACAAAGAGCCCAGUCAGGCCUCACUAAACCAGGUAGUACUGCAGUGCCCUCAGACUUGGGGCUGAAUUUAUGAAGUCAUACUGACUGCUGUUUAGUCCACAACUCUCCCCGAUUUCUACCUGCCUGUAACUUAGCAGGUAGCUGCAAUAUUUAUCAAAGCAGAGAGAAUUCACUGCUCAGCACAAGGUGGUAUGAAGGAGCCUCUGUUUCACUGAAAGGCAGAAAGACAUUUCCCUUCAGUGGCACGUUGGAGCAAAAUCAGGAGGUGAAGAAACCUGUUCAUUUCAGUUGCAGUGGGUGGAGAAGGAAAGCUUUGCAAUCAGACAAAAGGGAAGUGGAUCAUAGAGGAGGAAACUGAGGAGAAAAGAAAAAGCAGGAGUCCUUAACUGAAGACGAGACAGUGGGCUGUGGAGAGCCGGCGUAGCAGAGCAGCGGCAGGAGCGUCUGUGGGCGGGGAGAGAGGAAGUGUGGCCAACAGGAGAGGAAUUUAAAGUCCCAUUGUUCUGGAGGAGCAGAGGCAGAGAGAAGUGAGGAGCCGAGGAGCGGAACCACUGACUGACGCAGGAAACCAUGGACGUGAGCUCAGCCAUGGCAAAGAUGUCUGUAAAGCAGAGAGCAGGAGGUGCAGGAGGAGGAGAUGGAGCAGCAGUGUGUCUCAUAUGCAAAGAGAGUUGCUCUGGAUUUCAACCACAUUCUUGGAGGAAGGCCUGUAUGACUUGUGGCUGCAGCACGGUCGACCACGCUCCUGGUGGUGACCUCGAGGAUGACCACUGCAUGGGACGCCUUCUCGCUGAAUCGCCCUGCUCCCAUUUGACAGCAAAAGUCAAGGGAGGGGGCGGCCUUCGUAUGUACAAGAGGAACCGUAUGAUUGUGACAAAUCCAGUGGUGUCACGCAAAGACCCAACAUUCAGCACCACAACAUACGACUGGGCUCCAGCUAGUCUCAACCAGAAACUGGCUGUGCAGUACAUGGAGCUCAUCCCGAAAAGUCGGCGGCCAGUCUCAGGGACGGAUGGAGCUUCAGAGCGACGCAAGCAGCUCCUCAGCCAGCUCCCUGUCUAUGACCAGGACCCCAUGAAGUGUCAGAGCCUGGCCAGUGAGGAGGAGAUUUCCUCUAUGCUGCUGUUUGUGAAGAACUACAAGCAGGAGGUGCUUGGAGUCGCGGAGGUGGCCUUACCUGGUGAGGGCACAGCUUUGAGGGAAGCAGCCAUUCAGAGGACUGCAAAGGAAACUAAGGAUCGCAGCAACAGUGACAAGAAAGAUGCUCUGCAGCACCAGGACCACGGCUCGACCAAUAGCUGCACCUCCUCCUCUGCUGGUUCUACUAACGGCACAGAUGACGGCACUAAGAAGGAAUAUCACUGCACUGGUUGUCACAAGGAGGUUGCCAAGGAGAGUCCAGCAGUUUAUGCUGAGCGUGCAGGUUACCAUAAUGCACUGUGGCAUCCCACAUGUUUCGUAUGUUCAGAGUGUGGCCAGGGACUGGUGGACCUGGUCUACUUCUGGUCCAACCAGAGACUGUUCUGUGGACGACACUACUGUCAGACGGUUUGGCCGCGAUGUGCUGGCUGUGAUGAGUUAAUCUUCUGCCAGUCUUUUCAUGCUUCAGAAGAUGGACGGACAUGGCAUCAUCAACAUUACUCCUGCUGGAAGUGUGGGCAAAGCCUGGAAACUCCCUGUCAACACCGAGACACCGACACCGUGGAGUCUAUUCGACACAAUGUGGGGUAGCGUUAGACGUUAGAACUGCAUAAUGACUGACCAUAGAGGUUCUUCAGAUACAGUGAAUCAGUACUGAACAAAAAAUGUCAGACAAGACAAAAAAAAGUUGUUGUUUUUUUACAUAAAAUAAAAGAAAUAAGUAAUGAAAACUUACAUUAUACAGGAUAAGUCAUCAAAAUGCCCAACUGAUUUAUUGGUGUUUAAAAUACUUAAGAGAUUUAGCUUUAGUUGUGGCACUCAGGCACUUCUUUAACUCCAAUGGGGUCUUAAGUACUACUUCUUUGCCGACACAAGGUGUUUAAAGUACUUUAAGUGAAGCAAAACAGUCAGUCGAUUUAUUAGCACUUUAAGUACCUCACAGUGAUGGGUGCCAGGGGAGCUGAUUUCAGCCUGGAGUUAUUCAGAUAAUAAACAGAUCACACAUUGGCGGACCAAUAUAAAUGAAAAUGAAUAAACUAAUACGAUGAUUAAAGAAAUAAAUUAUAAUUUAUAUUUAUUAAUCAGACAAUUUGCAAAGCAAUAUAAAGUCAAAGUCUUUAGUGACUUUCUUGGUCCAGAACUCACACGACUCACACUGUUUUCUGUAAUCAGGUGUCAUUUCAAGAUUCUCUUUUUUUAUUAUUAUUUAAACAGACAAUAAAAAUGUAUCUCGUUUAAAUCAAGUUAAAGGAAGUUUAGAAGAUAUAGGCAGAAACUUAGAUUUGCUGGAAAAUGUAGCAUAAUCAUUAUUACAUUUACAGGUAAACAGAAAUCACCCAGUGUACUAAUGUGGAGACUUUCAUAUUUGUGUUCAAAGUCAAAAUUUGUGAAGUCAGUGAAACUCCUAAUUAUUUUAUCUUACAUGGAGAAGUAUCAUUUUUAAAUUACUCUUCAAUCCUAGAAAAUCGGGUUUGUACAAAUUUGUGUUUCACCUAUAACACAUAUUUUGAGCAGAAACAACCUCAUUGUUUAUCUCACACCCAAGAGAACUGGACAGGUGGAAGGUUGGAAUAGUCAUAAUCAGUUAUUAGCAGUUAGCAUGCAACAGCUGAUCAUUUGUUCAUCCCCCACUGCUUUUAAUACAAACGUAUGAUUUGAUAUGUGAUUAUAUUUAAUUUCCUUCUCUUCUAUUCCUUGUGUGCUGUUACAGUUAAACUGCAGAUUUGUUUGAUGAUUUAGCCUCUGGCUGCUGCUGCUGAGCACUGCUUCAUGUUUCUUUACGCCUUCACUUAUAUCCUUGAUAAAAAUGUAGCAAAGGUUUGAGAAUCCGAGCAGGUCUGUAUGGCAAAAGUAAGUUCACAAAAAACUGGAUACAGUGUAAAACAGGAACCUCUGAAAUGUAAUAUAAAGUGAAAUACACACAAAGAUAUGAUAUAUAUAUAUAAUCUCUGUGUAAAAUCAUAAACAAGGAUUUCUCAAAAAUCUGCUCUGAGGGAAAUUUGUUUUUGUCAGUUUUGAAUUAAAAAGUUGAACGCAACUGUCAACGAAUUGUGUAGUGAAACUUUGGUGUCAUAUGUAAUGAUAAGAUAGAUUUUAACAUGGUAACUUUGCUUUGAGUGUUUACAUCAUCAGAUCAACUCUAAUAAACCUAAUUCUGUGCCUUGAUAUGUAUAUCAAUAUAACACUAUGUUCAAUAAAUAUAGAUUGCAUUGUAGUCUUUGCUCUUCAAUCUGUACUGUCUAUCAAGUGUUCUUAGCUUAGCUUUUUAGAAAAAUUUAAGUUUUCUUUUUCAUUUUACAAAUUAAAUGUUAAUGUACACACUGUAAACCAGUGGCAAUUACAAUAACUCUGAUGGGACAUAAAGCAGUGAGUACAGAUGGUAUUUGUAAUCUGGUGCCAUGGAGGCAAACAUUGUAUGUUCAGGCUUUUUUUUAAUUGCACUGAAGGAAAAAAAAGUCAACACAAAGCCAAUUAUGUUUUCCUCUGUGAAUAGUGAAUGGCAAUGCAUAUCCAUGAUACUUUUCAAAGCGAGUGUGUCUUGAACUGUUGGGAUGAAUAUUAUCAUUAUUAUUAUUAUUAUUAUUAUCCCACGCAUGGUUAUGUUUGAAUGCUGUUUUGUCCUUUGUAUUUACAUCAAAACUGUCACAUAUCACAAGAUAUUCUCCUGCUGCUCGUGUUUCCACAGCAGGAUGGACAAGAAUAAAAAUACAUUCUUACUAAA